AUGUCUUUAUCGUAUAGCAAAAAAGAUUUGUUUGAAAGUGUCUUAAAAGAUAGUUCCAUUAUAAAAUUUGGCUACAACACAUUUGAAAAUAUUACAGAAAUCGCAAGUGGAGCAUUUGGUACAGUUUAUCGUGCCGAUUCAACAAAUUCAGGAAAACAUGUUGCAUUAAAAAAUCCUUCAACAGAGAAGUACUACCUUGUGUUGCAAUAUGCUAAAGAUGGUGACUUGAGGACUUAUUUACAGAAGAAUUUCAAAAGCCUUAAUUGGGAAAUUAAAAUUAAUAUGGCUAAAGAUAUUACAAGUGGUCUACAAUUUAUUCAUGAUAAAAAUAUCGUUCAUAAAGAUUUAGUAAAUUUUGGAAUACUUAAUUUGGUUACUUCUGGUGAAAGAGAAAAACUUAUUAAUAAAACACCAAAAGAUUAUAUCAACAUAUAUUCAAGUGCAUGGAAAGAUGAUCCAAAUCAAAGACCAACUAUUAAAAAUAUUUUUGAUUCUCUCGAAAAUAUCAAAUUAGAAAAUAUAUAUAACGAAUAUCAAGAUAUUCAAUUAGAAGAAGCUAAUAUUAAUAACCAACCUCAAGCUUCAGUGGAUGCAUUCAGUAGAGAUUCCAUAUCCAUUACUCCUUCAUUUACUACAUCAAAUUGGGAGGAAAUUACAGAAAAUCAAAUUAUAAAAUAUGAUUAUAAUGAUUUUAGAAAUCUUAAAAAUAUCGGAAAAGGGUCAUUUGGAAUGAUUUACAGUGCAACAUUAAUGAAUGUGAAUGGAAUAAGAACAGUGACUUUAAAAUUUAUAGUCAUAACUACUAUGGAAUUAUUCGUUAAUGAGGUAAAUACUAAUUAA
Molecule: messenger RNA, 840 nt
Organism: Diversispora eburnea
Lineage: Eukaryota; Fungi; Glomeromycota; Glomeromycetes; Diversisporales; Diversisporaceae
Source: the annotation of a GenBank genome assembly